Molecule: messenger RNA, 4046 nt
Organism: Schistosoma rodhaini
Lineage: Eukaryota; Metazoa; Platyhelminthes; Trematoda; Strigeidida; Schistosomatidae
Source: the annotation of a GenBank genome assembly
UUCAACUAUCAGACAUAUUUUCAUCAUGUAAUUUUUUUUAUUUUCAAAAAAUGAAAACAUUUUUCUAAUAAAUAAAGAUUUUCAUAAUCAUAUGUUAAAUAAAAAUUAAUUCCCAAGGAAACAAAAAAAUAACCCCAAACGUACUGAUGAUUAAUGUUUCACAACUAUUCGAUAUAAUCAAAUGAGGAUAAAUAGUUUAUUUAAUAAUUUAUUGAAUAUUACAAUGGUUAUCAUAAUAAUUAUAAUUCAUCAUAUGAAAUUAUUCAAUACUGAAUCAUGGCAAACUACAUUACGUUUAGCUAAACGACAUACACAACAUUAUGAUAUUGAUAUAUUAAAAACUGCAUUAGAUAAUUAUGUUUAUAAAAUGAAUAAUGAAAAGUUUCAUCAAAGAACUAUUCAUUUAAACAAUGUUACAAAUGGUUACCAAAACAAUCUAACAAGUUUCCAUAAUGAAUUAGAUGAUAAUAAUGAGUUAAUUUUAACAAAUUAUAGCAGUGAUACUAAUGCAAUCACUGAUGAUAAUCAAGAAACUAAUUACAAGAAUUAUUUUCUUGAUCAAACAAUUCAAAAUUCAAAAAGUACAAAUGUAAAAAGUCCUUCAUUUAAACGAAUUCAUACUUCAUCCAAUUCAUCAUUUAUUUGGAAUAUAUUACAAUUUUCAUUUGGUUUAUUGUGUUUUAUUGUACAUGUUACAUGGUUUAUAUGGUUAAUAUGUCAUACUGUAUUAUUUAAAAUUUGUCAACAACCCAGUAGUUUUCAAUUUAUAACAGUUUCUCAUUCUAGAAUAGGACAGAUAAAUGAAAAUGAUUUAUUUGUUAAACAUUAUCAAUUAACAAUACAUUCAGAAUUACAUUUAGGUUUUGUAGGUACUAUUUAUGGAUUUAUUAUAUCAAUGAAACAAUUAUCAAGUCCUUUGAUAGAUCCUAAAUCAACAACUACAUUAGAUCAAACUAAUUUAAUUCAUCGAAAUUAUUUAUUAUGUUAUUUUACAAGACAUAUACUACUUGGACUUUUAACAGUCUAUUGGAUUACUAUAUUUAUUAUUAUACUUAUCAAUACACAUUAUAUCAAAUCCAUUUCUUUGAUGAAUACUUCAACCAUUCCAUACAUUCAUAAUAUCUUUGUUAUUUUAUAUAUAAGUUUCAUCAUUUCAUGGAUCUUUUCUAUUGUUCUACGUAUAAGUAAUCUAUUAAUUAAUUAUAAUUUACAAAAAUUUACAAUGAAACAUUUAACACAUUCAAAUCCUACACCAAUUAAACAAAUUUUAAAUUUUGAAUGUAUUCUAACAAAAAAUUUUGAAUAUCAAAAAUUAUAUUUUCAUACUAUAUGUAAUCAAACAACCAUUGAACAAUGGAUUGAAAUUAUUACAAAUAUAUUAAGUGAUAUAUUACCAAAUUUUUUAGUAUUUAGUAUUAGUAUAUUUAAUUGUUUUUUAUCAUUUAAAUUACGUAAUCAUUCAAUGAAACAAAUAAUGAAAUCUUUAACUUGUAAUAAUAAUACUACUACUCAUAACAGUAAUAAUAGUAGUAGUAAUGAUAUUAUUAAUCAUAAUGGGAAUCUAAUGAAAUUAGAUAAUCUAUCAAAAGAAUUAAGAUGUUCACCUCAAAUUGAUAAAGAUUCAAUAAUAAUCACAGAAUUAUGUAAUAAUAUAUCUACAACAACAACAACAUCAUAUUUAACUUAUCAAUGUGACCUUUCGGUUCAACAUCCUAGACGACAGUCUCAAUCCGAAGAUCAUGUACAAGAUAAACAAACAUUACAAUUAAAUAAAAUAAAAAAAAUUUAUCAAAUUUUCUAUUUUUCAAUAAGUUUAACUAUAUUAAGUUUAUGUUUAUUAAUUAAUCAUUUUAUACGUUUAAUCAUUUAUGGGAAUUUAAUGAGAUCUCAAAUGAAUUAUUGUGAUUCAUGGAAUUUUAAUCAAGGUUUAUAUAAAUCUGAUAAUAUGAAAUUAUUUCAAUUAGUACAUGAACAUUUACACAUUCCUCAUCAAUAUUUACAAGGUUGUAUAUUAAUGGAAAUAUUUAUUACUACAUUUGUACCGAUUAUAUGUUUUACUUUAAGACGUUGUCAUAAUUUAUUUUACUUAUCAUGCUGUAGAAUACAUGAACCAAGUGAUUUGAAGCAGAUACUAAACAAAGAUAUAUGUAGUGGAAACUCCGAAAUUUCAUAUGAUAAAUCAAUAAAAAUGGAUUAUAUUAAUCUUUCUAAACUUGCAGUACCAAUUGGAUCACAUAUAUCAUCAACUACUAUUGAUGAUCUUGGUAAUCAAAGUACUAUUACUGCUUCAUUAUCAUCUACAACACAAUGUUAUCAAUCAUCUACGGAUACUAUAAUUCCACCUUGUGAAUUAUUAAAAUUACAAACAUUUACAAGAGCACAAUUUGAACAAAAACCUCAAAUGUUAAUAGAUAAUGAAUCAUAUUUAAAGCCUAUAUAUACAAAUUUACCAACAUGUUCUAAUGAAAUGUUAGAACAAAAUACAACGACAACUUUUGUACCAGUUUCUAUAAAACUAGUAAAUUUACAGCCUUUAUGUUGUCAACCAUGUGAUAUAUUUACAGGUAGUACAAAAAUCUUAUCUAAACCAGAUGAUACUGUGAUAGAAUGUGAAUAUUUAAAUAAUAGUAACUGCAUUUAUCCUAUUGAAACUACAGGGUCAGUUGUAAAAUUACAUGUUGUAUCAGAUUCCAGUGGAUAUGGUGAAUAGUGUUAUGUUAUCAAAAUAUAGGAUAGGAAUAGAAUGAAAUCCGUUCAAUUUUUCAAUGAAAUAUGAUGACUACAUUUAAUGACGUAUCAAAUCCUGGCUUUGGCAACGACCUACAAUUCAGGAGGAUGCAAUCCACAAACGAUUUAUAUCAAAAUAGAUAGGUACGCUAAUUUCUUAAAAUAAGUUUUGAUGCCAUUUGAAACGACAACCAGGAGGCUAAAACAACAUAAUCACUGAACACAACUAUGUACGACCCACUUUAACUAUUAAGCCUUAAAGAUAGAAAUAACACACAUAGUUUUUAUCAUUAUCGUUUAACCAUCUAACGGCAUGGAUGAGUGACGUUAAUGCCAUUGAGAGAGUAUCAUAUGACUCUGAAACGGUUGAUUUUAGAAAUCAGAAAACCUGAUAACGUUUUGUUAUUUACUUUGCAUUUACAUUAUAUCAUGGAUAGGAGGACCAACACACUGUUAGGUGGUUGGAGGCCAUCAUGAGGAAGCCCUGUACUUUGGAUUCGAGGUAGUUGGCAAACCUAAGCAAGAUGAUCUGCAAUCAACAGGUUUCAAGUAACUAUUACUUAUGGUUUUUUUUUAAAAUAAGACACCCUGUUUCUAGGUUCAGUAUGCAAUCUUCAAGGAUUUAGAAAUUAUUUCUCACUUAUGAAAUAUGAAGACCAAGGUAGGAGACAAGAACACUGACAACUACUUUAUGCAAUUAACGAAAAUGUGAAGUAUAUGAAUAAAGAAACAAACACAUUUGCUUCAACAAAUGACAAGCAUAUUUUAGGUAUUCCAUCUUGUCAUGGACUCUCGUACUCAUUUUGAUAACCUAUCCAUUCACAAAAUCUAUUAUUAUGACUAGACUUCGAGAGUGACAUAGUAACUGAAGAGAAGAAACGUAGUAUCAUCUCGCGAUUUACUGAUCAGCAUUUUACCUGAGAGUUGAUCUAUAGUAUUUAAUUUGAAUACCAAAGUUAUUAUUAUAUUCAGUAAAAAAUUGAUAUAUCUUGGGCCACUUCAAUUACUUGCUUUGGUGAAGAUUUUAGAACGCUAUUUAUUCAACGAAAAUGAAAUUUAAUUAACACAAUAUUGUUUAGCAUCUUCAUAAUCAUACACUAGUGUAAUUUUAUUUGUUAAAGCUAGGCUAUUAAAUUAACUAAUCAACCGACUAAGUGAAGAAGAGGUAGUUAUUUUUUACAAAUCUCAUACUAAUAAUAAUCUAUUAUUGUACUCUUUUUAUUUACAGAUUGUUAUACCUUAAAGACUAAUAUUCCGAUAGCUAUGGGUUUUUGUCAGAAUCUACUGGUAUCAAAAGGUAAGUAAUAGUGAGGUUAGAC